AUGCCGGAACCCGACAUGGCGCAGUUCACCGGCGUCUUCCGCGCCGGCAAGCCCAACCGGGUCAAGAGGAACCGGCAGCCUGUGUCCUGCGUGGCCUGCCAGCGCCGCAAGUCCAAGUGCGACAAGCGACAGCCGUGUGGUGCUUGCGACAAGCGUGGCGAGGGCGACAGCUGCCGGUUCGGCAUCGCGGCGCGCGCGACCGGCGGAGCUGCCCGCCAAGAGGUCCGGACAAAGCUGUCGCGCCUUGAGGAGAUGAUCAAAGGCUUUGCCGGCGCCGAGGACGCGGGUCAAGGAGCGGACAAGACGUCCAACAUCACUAUGAUGGACGUGCCGGCAGCGCCGCGCAGGCAGCAUCAGCAUCAGCAGCCGGUACAGAGCAGCAAAAGCGGCGGCGUGACACCAACGUCGGGCAGCUCACAGCUGCCUCCCUCAUCUUCACCCAGCGUCCCAGCAACGCAACAGUCACGCCCACCUGCGCCAUCAUCAUCAUCAUCACCAUCAUCAUCAUCAUCAUCACCCCCCUCGGAGCAGACGGCUCAGCAGUAUCACGGUGCUACGGCCUGGUCCGCUGUUGUCAGCAGCAUCCAAGACAUCCAGCACAUGCUCCAGGCCGACUCGGACGCUGAGUCGAACCCAGACAUCGACACGUCCGAGGAAGAGUUUGACCAGCUGCUCGGCCACACGCGGCCCAUUGGCAUCGACGAGAUCAAGAAGAGCCUUCCCUCCAAGCUCUUCACCGACCGCGUCAUCUCGUGCUACUUCAACGCCAAGUUCCACGCCGUGCCCUUUAUCCACGCGCACCAGUUCCGGCGACAGUACGAGGCGUUCUGGGAGGCUCCCGCGUCGGCCGGCUUCCUCUGGAUCAGCCUGCUCUUCUCCGUGCUCGGGGCGGGCGCGUUGCUGGCGAAGGCCAAGCUAGCGCACGAGCCCGGCCUGCUCCGCGCGAUCGAGGAGCCGGGCUUCUACCUCGGCGUCUCGGCGCGGUGCCUCGUCGCCGGGCGGUACCUCGAGUGCCGCCCCGGGUCGGUCGAGGCGCUGCUGCAGCACGCGCACUCGCGCAACAUGCAGCGGCAGGACGAGGACCGCGUCCUGUGGGCGUUGUACGGGCUCGCCGUGCGCAUGGCGCAGCUGCAGGGCUACCACCGCGACCCGAGCCGGCUGCCCGUGCCCGUCGGCGCCUUCGAGGGCGAGAUGCGCCGCCGCACCUGGUUCAUGAUCCAGUCGGCCGAGCUGCUCGUCGCCCUGCACUCGGGCCUGCCGCCCAUCAUCCACGAGGGGCUCGCCGACGCCGAGCACCCGACCAACCUCCUCGACGAGGACUUUGACGAGGACACGCCCGCGCUGCCGCCGCCGCGCCCGCCCGCCGACCCCACCCCCAUCCUCGCCUACAUCGCCAAGUCGAGGCUGUCCGUCAUCCUGCGCCGCGUCAUGCUGCACGCGCUCGCCGUCCGCCGGCCGUCCUACGCGGAGACGCUGCUCCUCAGCGACCAGCUGCGCGCCUGGCACGACGCGCAGCCGGCCUGCCUGCGCAUCCGCUCCAUCCGCGCCACCGCCUUCACCGACGCCAACUACACCAUCAUGCACCGCAUCAUGCUCGAGCUCAUGUACCGCAAGUGCCUCUGCGUGCUCCACCGCCCCUACCUGACCGAGCACCGCGCCGACCCGGCCUACGACCGCUCCCGCGCCACCUGCCGCGCCGCCGCCCUCGCCAUGCUCGACAUGCACGUCGAGCUCGACCACGAGAUCGGCGUCCGCGGCCGCAUGCACGAGGACCGCUUCAUGGUCUCCAACCUCACCCUCCAGCACUUCCUCCUCGCCUCCACCGUCGUCUGCGUCGACCUGGCCGCCGCCGAGGACGGCGACGACUUGUCCCCCGCGGACCGCGCGCGCUGCCGCGCCGCCCUGCGCCGCUCCCACGACGUCUGGGCCGCCCGCAGCGCGUACUCGGCCGACGCGCGCCACGCCACCCGCAUCCUCCGCGCCGUCCUCAACAGGGUGGACGACAACGACCGGCCCCGCAGCACGCCACCCUCCUCCGGCUCGCCCCUCACCUCAGCCGGCAUGAGCCCGGCGAUGCCCAAUCUCGGCGCCGCCACGGGGCUGGAACCCCCGCUCGCCGCCGUGAACGUGGACAUGCAGACGCCGUCGCCGCAGAUGCCCAUGCGCUCUACCCACAUGACCAACUCGGUGCCGCUCCUCGACUGUGGCGCGAUGCAAGGCCAGCCGUCGCUUCCCUCACAUCAGCAGCCGCCGCCGCCACACAUGCAGCCUCACGCACAUGCCCAUCCCCUCCACCCACAUGACCGCGUCACCGCCGCCGCCGCCUCGCAGGCCAUGUACUACGACGCCUUCGACGCGGGAGGCUACAUGGCCGUGCCCGAGCCCGACGCGCAGUUUCCCGCACCGACCUUUGGCCAGCCCACCGACUUGGACACCCUACUGUACAACACCGAAGGCGUCAACUGGGUAAUUUGCCUCUCCCGCCCCCCCCCCCUAACGGUCCGUGUUAUCACUAGCUAA
Molecule: messenger RNA, 2520 nt
Organism: Cordyceps fumosorosea ARSEF 2679
Lineage: Eukaryota; Fungi; Ascomycota; Sordariomycetes; Hypocreales; Cordycipitaceae
Product: Transcription factor
Exons: 1
Coding region: 1-2520 (839 amino acids)
Biological process (GO): DNA-templated transcription; regulation of DNA-templated transcription
Cellular component (GO): nucleus
Molecular function (GO): DNA binding; zinc ion binding; DNA-binding transcription factor activity, RNA polymerase II-specific
Source: RefSeq, a predicted model, not a curated record